AUGUCUACGGUAAUACUCUCUGACCGACUAACAGGAUACUCGUGGGACUACUACCUUAAGGACCGUACAACAGAGACGCUCCUCGAGGUAUUCGAUCUCUUCAUGGCCAUGAUGAAGACGCAAUAUAAUAUACAGGUCAAAGUCUUCGAAUGUGACCGCGAGGUUGCAACGAUUCAUCAGCAAGUCGCCACUCACCUUCAAUCUCAAGUGGUGUUUCGCGGCCCAGAUCUCGGGAAGCCUCAUCAAGCCCACCUUCGAGCGUACGGCUGCAAAGUGUAUGCGCUCACAACAGACGCACAGCUGGGCAGGAAUAAGUCGAGAAAGCUUCAACCGAGAGGAUGGAUAGGCUACCUCAUUGGGUACAGUACUAGCAACUCCUACCGCGUGUGGAAUCCGCUUACUGCCCGCGUUAUCACAACGCGAGACGUUGUGUUCAGGGAAACCGAGUUCUUUAAUAGAGAUAUCAACGAGCUGCGGGAUGACCUCAAAGACCUCGACGUGAACGAGCUCAACGCUCUUCUCGCGCGACUAGAGGUCUCGCCCACAGGGAUAACAUCUCCAGAGUACGCACACACCGCAGACGAAGAAGUCGAUGAAGUCCAGUACAUUGAAGACGAAGAGGCACAAGAAUACACCGCACCGCCGUCGCCUAAGUACGUGGAGUCACGAUUCGAACUCAAUACACCACCGCGGACGCCACCCACCUCGUUCUUCGCAGGCCUUGAGGAGGCACUCGGAGUGAAGGGGUGGAGGAAGAGACGUGCUUCGAUCGCUCCUGAGGCGGUUCAUGCACGCGAAUCGAUCCACGAAGAGUUUCCAAUUACCACUCCGCGUACCUCCUGGCAAGCCGCUUUCCUCGGCAGCACUAGAACGGGUAGAAAACGAGUGAAGAUGAAGCAAAAGGCGAAGAACGCCGAUACCAGCCUGGAAGCGGUAGCCCGUGUCAGGUGA
Messenger RNA from Colletotrichum truncatum, 951 nucleotides. NCBI's taxonomy places the organism in Eukaryota, Fungi, Ascomycota, Sordariomycetes, Glomerellales, Glomerellaceae. The record is from RefSeq and is a predicted model, not a curated record.